Suillus clintonianus is the source of this 2358-nucleotide messenger RNA. RefSeq lists its product as uncharacterized. The transcript is spliced from 3 exons. The record is from RefSeq and is a predicted model, not a curated record. NCBI's taxonomy places the organism in Eukaryota, Fungi, Basidiomycota, Agaricomycetes, Boletales, Suillaceae. Bases 61 to 2031 code for a protein of 656 amino acids.
ACCUAUGCUCCUUCCCUUCCUUGCAAUGGAUCCAUACGCACUUCAAGUGAUCCCGUAUCCAUGGACCCACCAGUACUCCCAGACAGAGACAGACCUCUGCCUUCACUACCUCGGGAGUUAUCUCAAAAAUCAUACCACAUCCCCUUUCCUACUCCGAAGGAAAGACGUACAUACCCAAACGAAUCACUACGGUCGGCCAGAAGGCCGAGCCUUGUUCAGGACCGUCCACCGCAGCUAGCUUCAUCCGUAGCCAAAGCAUUGGCAUGGAAAAGAAUGCAACGUGCUACCGUCCAUUCCCUCAAGCAGCCCCGCAUUCUCGCACGCUUUCUACAGUUCAUACCAUGGGCUGAUUUUUACGUCUUGUUAUCAACUUGCUCCGAUAUCAGGCAGCUCUGGGAUACUCGGGAUUUCAGAGAUGCCGUACUAUCCCAUUUUGUACCGGGCUACAGUUAUGCUCUUAAGCAUAGUGACCUCUCCAAGUGUCAAGAUUUGGACAUCUCCCUCCAAGACCUUGACCUCUUGCUUAUCUCACAACGAGUUCCCCCCCAUCAAUACCCAGUGCACGCACUCAGGAGCAUAUCGAGCCUACCGCCGAGCCGAGAUUAUGACGCAACCACCGCGAAAUUAACCCACAAGCUCGCCAUUCUCUGUCUCACUCACUCCCGAUUUGUACUACUUCUUCAAUCCCUCGUCCAUAGUUCUUCCCUCCCCCUACCUAUCGAUGAUGAUUCCCAGUUCCAACCUCAACGAUUUUCCUCAGUAUCCCCUACACUGCCUCAUGGCCUCCGCGAGCUCACAUUCCCUGCCCCUCUGUCAUUCGUAUCUGACGCAUCCGAAAAGGCUCCGCCAAGCGCCUAUCCCUCAGGUACUGCAUCAGAUCCGAGGCGGUCCACGAGUCGGGCCCGUGACCGCGCAAAUAGCAGCCAGAUAUCGCAUGACUCCAGGCUAAGAGGCCGAGACACUUCAAAACCCAGGACCUCUGCUGACAUCAAUCUGCCAAUCAACCGAAAGCAAAGGAAGCUUUCCAUAUUCGGCGCAAGAACCCCUCCGCCCCCUCCGCUGUCAGAGCCCCGGUCUCUCAAAUACUACGAUGCCAGAUGGCGGCGCACUAUUGCUGGUACACCACCCUCGGUGCCUACGCCACCGGGCACGUAUGCGAGUCAUCGGAAUUUUUUGUCAGAAGAUGAUAUCAGAAAAUCUGUAAUGCGUACCCACAGACGCACAGGAUCCAGUGAGAUGUCCAGUGCGUCAUCUUCGGUCAGUGGCAGUCCAUCCCCGCCAAUAUCUCGGAGAGGGGCGCAAGACGUUCUUGGACUCUCCACUAGUUCCCCACACGAGCUUCACACGGCAACCUCACGAACCCGGGCGCCCGUGCUGCGCGUAUUCGUGCCUUGCACAGGCCUCAUCCCCGCAGCAAUCUCAUUGUGCGAAGAACUGCUAAUUGACAACGGUCUUUGGGAACACCUGUCAACCGGGGAUAUCGUCUGUAACUUCGGCUACGUCCCUUCCACCCCCGAAUCGGACGAGAUAUCAUCAUCGUCACAAGAAUCCGACAGAAGCCCGCCACGCAAAUCAUGGCUGCUUUUUAACGGCCAUUCGCUUGUUCCCUUCCUCCCUCCUGCACCUCCGCCCGUCGAUGACCCCCUUAGCCUGCCAUCGCCGCUGUACUAUUCACAUCUCAUGCCUUCCCACGUUCAUCCCCUAUUCGCAUUCUCGCCCCCAGGCGGCUGUGGCGUCCCCGAACUUAAUCUCGUGCAAACAACAGAACGUGUCCGGUCACCACAGUCCCGUGGAGGGUGGGCCGCAGCGAAGAAACAUAUGUGGGUCGCACGUGCACGCGUCGGGAUGGGCUUUGUCGACGUCGACGAUGGGCUUGGUGAAGGCUGGCGAGGUGAGUGGGUCCUCGAGACGGAGGGCACGCGUGAGGGGAGACAAACACUCGUGGAUUGUCUGUCAGGGGAUGCAGGCGAGGUUUUCGUGUGGGAAUUUGUGAGGGAGAAGAGCGGUGGCAGGCGAAUAUGGCUAAAGUGAGUGUUAUUGUAUUCAUUUGAUUGGAUGGAUAGGGGUGCUGAUUGCGUUUACAAGGCUUGUACGGCCGCUACAACCUCCUUCGGGCUCGGUGAGGGACCUUCGUAUAUUACGGUCUUGAGGACUUUCAUAGCUGUUUAGAGAACAGUCUUACUUUUACUGUAUUCGCCAUUUACACCAUCACUACGCCGGACGCUGCACAACAUUGGUUCUAUUUCUACAUUCUGACUUUUUCACAGCGGCCGUUGCACGGAUAUUUGUCGUGUAUUUGUAGAGUAUCUGUAACUGUCAUCAGCUGUCACAUGCACUGCUGCUUAUCUACGUCGCCGU